AUGGCUCCGCCGCUUCUGCUCCUCGCCACUGUCCUCCGUGCGGCCACCGUCUCGGUCACGCUCGCGGCAGCCUCCGGGGCAGCGGUCGAGUUCCCGAAGGAGGCCCUGCCGACCAGCUCCGGCUACCUGCCGCUGGACCCGUCCAGCAACGCGUCCCUGUUCUACGCCUUCUACGAGGCCAGCCACCCGCUCACCGCGCCGGCCGACACGCCGCUGCUCCUCUGGCUGCAGGGCGGGCCCGGCUGCUCGGGCCUUGUCGGCAACUUCUUCGAGCUCGGCCCCUACCUCGUCGCCCCCGACGCCGCCUCGCUCUCCCGCAACCCCUUCGCCUGGAACCGCCGCUUCGGGCUCCUCUUCCUCGACAGCCCGCUCGGCACCGGCUUGAGCGCGGCGCCGUCCCCCGCCACCAUCCCGCGGGACAAGGCCGCCGUCGCCGCGCACGUCCUCGCCGCGCUCCAGUCGUUCUUCGACGCCAGCCCGCCCACCUUCCGCGCGCGCCCCUUCUUCCUCUCCGGCGAGAGCUACGCCGGGAAGUACGUCCCGGCCGCCGGGGCGCUCAUCCUCGCCGAGAACCCGGGCCUGCCGGCGCGGCGGAGGGUCAACCUCCGCGGCGCCGCCAUCGGCAACGAGCUCACGCACCCCGUCGCGCAGCUGCCCACGCACGCAGACUCAGCCUACUUCACCGGGCUCAUCAACGCGCGGCAGCGACGGGAUCUGGAGGCGCUGCAAGCGGAGGCGGUGGUGCUGACGGAGUUGGCGCGGUGGCGGGAGGCGUCGGACGCGCGGGGCCGCGUGCGCUCGUGGCUGCAGAACGCCACCGGGCUCGCCACGCUCUACGACUUGGGCAGGCAGCGGCCCUACGCGACGGCAGCCGUGGCGCGGUUCGUGAACCGGGCGGAGGUGAAGGCGGCGCUGGGCGCGCGCCGGGACGUGGCGUGGGAGCAGUGCAGCCGCGAGGCGCGGUGA
This is a messenger RNA of Aegilops tauschii subsp. strangulata, 966 nucleotides long. The record is from RefSeq and is a predicted model, not a curated record. NCBI's taxonomy places the organism in Eukaryota, Viridiplantae, Streptophyta, Magnoliopsida, Poales, Poaceae.